AUGCAACGCGAAACAGGGCUGGUCAUUCGACGUGGCCAAGAUUUUUAUUUAAAUCUAACUCUCAAUCGUGAUUAUGAUGGAAGUACUGAUGAAGUAACACUGGUGUUCAACGUGGAGGGUGAAUCAAAUCUUUUCAAUGUCAAUGAUAAAACACCAGAAAUUUCAAUACCGCUGAUGGAUAUUAUUAAACCAGGAAAAAGUGCUGCAUCAUUAGACACAAUCAACAUUCAUUCAAUUAAAAUCAAGGUAUUUUUACCGGCUGAUAUUUGCAUUGCCAAGUACCGUUUGAGUAUUGAAACAAAUGCAAAAAGUGUUGUAUCCAGAGCAGCAAGUUUCAAGAUUAACCAGUUGUUUUAUGUUAUAUUCAAUCCAUGGUGUAGAGAUGAUGAUGUCUUUGUGAGUGAUGAAGAUCAUCGUCAAGAGUACGUUUUGUCUGAGGAUGGAUUAAUUUGGACUGGCAAUGCUUACCAAAUGGAAGCAAGACCAUGGGCUUUUCGUCACUUCAGCAGAGAUGUACUUGACUGUGCAUUUUAUUUGAUCAAUGCAAAAUCAAAUAUUGAUGUUGUUAAUAGAACAAGUCCAAUACAUAUAUCACGUGCAUUAUCAGCUCUUGCCAAUGCAAAUGAUUAUGAUGAAGGAAUUUUACUUGGUAGAUGGGAUGGAAAUUAUGUAGAUGGAAAACAUCCUUGUUCAUGGGUGGGGUCAAGUGAAAUCAUUCAAAAAUAUCACAAAGAAAAAAAUUCAAUCAAGUAUGGACAAUGCUGGGUUUAUGGUGGUAUUUUGGCUACACUUUGUAGAGCUCUUGGAAUACCUUCAAGAGUUGUUACCAACUUUGAAAGUGCUCAUGACACUAAUGGCAAUUUGAGAAUUGAAAGAUGCUUUGAUUCACAAGGAAAAGAAAUUCAAGAUGAAGAAUUUACUGGUGACUCUGUUUGGAAUUUCCAUGUAUGGAAUGAAGUCUGGAUGAGAAGAAUGGACUUGGAAGAUGAUCGUUAUGAUGGCUGGCAGGUUAUUGAUGCUACACCUCAAGAAGAAAGUGGUGAUGAUGAUGGCUACCGGGGUCAAUAUGCAUGUGGACCUGUUCCAGUCUUGGCUGUUAAACUUGGAGACCUGGAUGUACCAUAUGAUGGUAAAUUUGUAUUUGCUGAAGUUAAUGCUGACAUAUACUACUUCAGGAAAAGUAAAACUAAUGAAAGAAAAAUGUUUGACAGAGUUGAUCAACACAGAGUUGGACAAAAUAUUAGUACAAAAGCUGUUGGUUCCUAUCAACGAGAAGACAUUACUGACUCGUAUAAAUUUCCAGAAGAUUCCAUUGAAAAUCGUGAAUCAUUCCACAAAGCUCGUACUCAUUGCCAAAGUUCUGGCGCAAAUGAGAUUGAUUGCCCUGCAACAAAUUUCAACAGCAUCAAAUUCAAUCUAGAUGCAACAAAAAAUGUUGAAAUUGGACAACCAAUAAGCAUUGUUUUAUCAAUGAAAAACGAGAGUGACAAAACUCAUGAUGUGUCAACAAAAUUAGUUUUCAACGCCUAUCAAUAUACAGGAAAAAAAAUUGAUCUUGUUAAGCAAACAAAAGCUGAUGUAUCUGUCGGACCAAAAGGUUCCCAAAUUGUCAACUUGGAUAUUUCUUGGGAUGACUAUAAAGAUUGCUUGAUAUCAACAUGCAUGUUUAAAAUAAUUUGCUUGUGUUCUGUAUCAAAAGAAAAUUUUGAUUACUUUACUGAUUUGAAUAUCCAAUUAAUCAAGCCAACAAUAAAAAUUGAUGCUAAAGAGCUUGUUGCUGUUAAUGGAAAAAUUGAAGCAACAAUGAGCUUCACCAAUCCAUUACCAAUUAAAUUAACAAAUGGUCAAUUCCGAAUUUUAGCACCAGGUUUAGAAAAAAAUUUAAAGAUCAAGUUGGACAAUAUUGUUGAACCAGGUGCUCGUGUAAGCUGUAAUUUUACAAGUAUCCCCAAGCGCAAAGAAAAUUCAACAAUUAUUGUAAAAUUUGAAUCAACGGAACUCAAUGGAAUCGAAGGAUUUUUACCAAUUAAAGUUGUUAAAAAACUUCCAUCUCUUCCUCCAACAAUUAUUGCUCCAAAACCUGAUGAUGUUGGUGCAUCUGAUAAACCAACAGCUGUUGAUUUAAAACCCGUUGAUGUUGGUGCAUCUGAUGAACCAUCAGUUGUUUAUUCAAAACCUGAUGAUUCUGUCUCAGUUGUCACUGAAGCAACUGUUCAUCCAAUACCUGGUGAAACUGCUUCAACAUCUCGCACUGAAGAAUAUCAACCAAUUCCUUCAACAUCUACAGCUCCAACACCAAUGGAAGAUGUUCAUCUGAUUGAGGAAAUUGAAUCGACAAGCGUGGCACCUGACGAACCAAAAAAAUCUGAAAAACCUGAAAUACUGCAUAUUUUGAGUGUUGAUGGAUGCAUUGAGGAAAAUGGGGUGAAUCAUCAAACCAAAAACUAUGAGAUUAUGCAACAAGGAACAGGACUGGUCGUUCGACGUGGACAAUCAUUUUAUUUGAAUGUAAAAUUGAAUCGUCAUUAUAAUCCAAGAAGUGAUAGUAUUAAUAUGAACCUUAAAAUGGAAGUGGAACAGAAUAUUUAUCCAAAAAACAACAAGAUACCACAAGUUGUGGUACCACUGUUGAAUAAUCAACAGCUCCAAACAUGCUGGAUUGCAACAGUAAAUAUACCAACCAUUACAUGUGUGGGAAAGUACCACAUUCAAUUUGAUACAUUCACCAAGACCACUCCACCAUCAAAUUUUACCAUCGAUGAAUGUUUAUACAUAAUUUUUAAUCCAUGGUGUCCAGACGACAAGGUCUACUUGAAUAACCAAGAACAUCGUCAAGAGUACGUGAUGGCUGAGGAUGGAUUAAUUUGGACUGGACAUGCAAGCCAAAUGAAAGCAACACCUUGGUCAUUCCGUCAGUUUAACAAAGAUGUACUUGAUACAGCAUUUCAUUUGAUUAAUGUCAAGUCAAAUGUUGAUGUAGUUGAUAGACAUGAUCCAAUAUAUGUAUCACGAGCAUUAUCUGCUCUUGUAAAUGGUGAUGAUUAUGAUGAAGGAAUUUUACUGGGAAAGUGGGAUGGAAAUUAUGCAGAUGGAAAACACCCCCAGUCAUGGUUGGGGUCAAAUGAUAUUAUUCAAAAAUAUCUCAAAGAAAAAAAGUCAGUCAAGUAUGGACAGUGCUGGGUUUAUGCUGGUGUUUUUGCUUCACUUUGUAGAGCUUUGGGAAUACCUUGCAGAGUUGUUACCAACUAUGAAAGUGCUCAUGACACCAAUGAUAAUUUACAAGUUGAGCGAUGCUUUGACUAUGAAGGAGAAGAAAUUUAUAAUAAAGAAUUUAGAGGGCACUCUGUAUGGAAUUUUCAUGUUUGGAAUGAAAUCUGGAUGACCAGAUACGAUUUGUAUAAUAAAGAAUUCCAUGGCUGGCAAGUUAUUGAUACAACACCUCAAGGAGCAAGUACACGAAAUAACUCGUACAGAUCACAGUAUACAUGUGGGCCUUUUCCAGUAACAGCUAUCAAACUUGGAGAGCUUGAUAUACCAUUCAAUGCUGAAUUUAUUUUUGGUGAAAUUAAUGCUGAUGUGUGUUACUUCAAGAAAAAUAAUGAUAAUGAUAUAAAAAUGUUUGACAAAGUAGACCGGCUUAGUGUUGGACAACAUAUCAGUACAAAAGCUGUUGGUUCUUAUAAACGUGAAGAUAUUACUGACACGUAUAAAUUUCCAAAAGGUUCCAUUGACAGUCGUAAGUCUAUUCACAAAUUUCAUACUUAUUGUGGAGAUGUUGGUACAAGAGAUGCUGAUUGUCCAGCAUCUAAUUUCAACAACAUCACAUUCAAUUUAGAUGCAACAAAUUACGUUGUAAUUGGACAACCAUUUAGGUAA
This is a messenger RNA of Aphidius gifuensis, 3876 nucleotides long. Its product is annotated as annulin-like. The record is from RefSeq and is a predicted model, not a curated record. The transcript has 14 exons. Gene Ontology annotation, biological process: peptide cross-linking. Gene Ontology annotation, molecular function: protein-glutamine gamma-glutamyltransferase activity. Lineage: Eukaryota; Metazoa; Arthropoda; Insecta; Hymenoptera; Braconidae. Bases 1 to 3876 code for a protein of 1291 amino acids.